Messenger RNA from Meloidogyne enterolobii, 591 nucleotides. The record is from the annotation of a GenBank genome assembly. Lineage: Eukaryota; Metazoa; Nematoda; Chromadorea; Rhabditida; Meloidogynidae.
AUGAUUGAUGUCACUCACUUUCCGUAUUGGACUACCAAAACAGGAAUUAUUGUAUAUCUGAAGAAAAAAGAAGGCAAAGCAGCGCUAGCUCGUGUGACAGCGUAUGGAAUGGAGAGAUCUGGAAUGCUAUACGCAAAACAAUGCAGACACGGUCUUGACUUAUCAAAAACACGGCUAUCAGAAUUUGUAAAUCUAAAAUUAGCUCCAAUCCCAGCUGGUUGGAUGAUAGGAACAAAUUAUAUAGUCCCACCCGGAGGAUCAUAUAGACUCGGAACAGAAAUUAUGGCUAAAGAAGGAUCUCAAAUCUUAGCCUGUGCUGAACCGUUCACUGAAAAAUGGCGCUGGUUAACGAAGACAGGACUUCCGAAAGUAUUUCCAAUUGAUAAAGAUUAUACGUUGAAGGAGAUGAAGUUAGCUGAAGACAUAAUCGCAGCAGCUUUAAUCACUGCAGCAGAAAAUGAAGAGGUUGGUAGAAUGGAAACCAGUUAUUUUGGAGUAGUUAAACCAAUUGAAGAUGAAAAGAAGAGAACAUUCACGAUUAACCACAUACACGAACAAAAAGCCCACAUAGCUAAAGAAGGCAUUUGCUAA